Molecule: messenger RNA, 1866 nt
Organism: Naegleria lovaniensis
Lineage: Eukaryota; Heterolobosea; Eutetramitea; Acrasida; Naegleriidae
Exons: 1
Coding region: 1-1866 (621 amino acids)
Source: RefSeq, a predicted model, not a curated record
AUGUCCUCGUUGCUCAUGAGCGGCACGACAACGACGACAACGAAUACGACGACGAGUACUAUUCCUUCACUCACGUCCCAAUCCAAUUCAAGAUCAUCAAGUAAUGCUGCUGUUACUUUUCAGUCCCAACCACCACCACCACUACCUUCCGAUAUAGAUAAGAAGGAUUUACCUCCAACGAUUGAAAAAUAUUUAUUGAUGAGUCGUGCCGAGGUCCUUCAAAAAGUGGGCGAUAGAAUUCCGACAACGUUUUGUGAGGAGAAUGGCUUGCAGAAAGAAACUUUUUUAGGAAUGUUGGAAGGAAAAGAGAGGUAUAUUACUGGAAGAUUUGCUUUAUUGAAACAUUUGAUCCGAUUGGAAGAAAAUUAUGAGAUUGUUUCAAAAGAUUAUUUUACAUUUUUAUAUCAAUAUGAUAUUGCAUGGGAUUGGGAGAGGAUCAAGGCAAAAAUUGUGGAAAAGACAUUUCACGCUUUUCAAAAAUUAUAUCAUGACAUGAAAUUUGUAAUUUUUAUGGAUGGUGAUAAUUUGUCAACAGAUUUUUCACUUGAAGGACUUUCUACUUUUUCAAAAAGUAUCAUUCAAGUAGUGGCCGUGUUUGCCAAUGGAGUGGUCAAUGAAGGACUUAUGGGAUUUGAGAAACAACCAUGGUUUUCGAUCAUGCACUCGACUACAAAGAAAAAAGAUGCUGCCGACACUUGUCUGACUUUACUCAUUGGAUCUCUUCAUACUCAUUUGGCACUUAAAUUGCCUGACAAGGAAGUUGUUUUUAUUGUUGUUACGAAGGACCAUUUUGCAGAUGAGUUAUCGGAACAAUUAAGAAUUGCAAACAGAGACUGCAUAAGAGUAUCAACACCGAAUGACUUGAGGACAUUUUUGUCACAGCCCUACGUUCCUCUUUCUCGUAGAAGUAAAUCUACCGCAUCCAGUACCUCUUCAUCGUCUUCGAUCCAUACCACUCCAGCACAAAUUGAAAUAACCACCUUGAAAGUUAUCCCCAAUCCAAGUUAUGAACUAUUGACAAGCUUUUUCAAUUUAUAUUGGAUUGGAAAUGGAAAAUCUCAAAGCUUGUUUUGCAAAAAUAAUAAUUUGGAUUCGUCUAAUUUUUCCAAACAUUUGAGACGAAAAAAAUUUAAUACUGCAUGCCACAAGAAAAUUGAAGAGCUCUACAAUACAAUUUUAGAAACAAGUAAUAAUGAAAAAUCUGUAUAUUUAUUGAAAAUAGGAGACAAGGUGGAUGUUUAUGAAAUAUUUCAUUCCACCUCUAACAGCAAAGAAAUUACAAGUGUCACUCUUUCGUGGAAGAAUGAACAAUUCUCCUAUUGCACACCACACAUGUUUGAACCGUCUUUAAAUGAUGACUAUCCGGUUUGCUAUGAAACCUAUGGUAAGAAAAUUCAGUUCAUUGGAACCAAGUCGAGUAAUAACUGCUUUUGGAAAACCAAGGAAAAGUGCUUUCUACAAUUGAAUGUUACUGCCGUAGCUGAGCAUGCGGUCACUGUGCCUCUCUUUUUACAAUUGAGUGGCGUUACGGAACCCAAACAAAAUUAUUAUGUCGAUGUGGUACUGAAACACAAUGGACAGAAUGUAGAAAUUGAGUUGGAGGGUCCAACCAUCGAAGUGAAUUCUGUGUGUAAGGAUCGUUUCACCUAUUCUCUACCACCCAAUGAUGUCAAGAUUAUUUCAACACAUUUACAAUUAGAUCCUUUUAACUUUGUGAAUGUGUCAGCCUUGGAACAAGCUGCCAGUUCUAAAACGCUCUGUACAUCACCCAUCAAAAUUGAUCCUAAUGAUGUCAUUCUUGGAAAACCACACCCUGUGCGUAUUGUGAAAGAAAAAGAGCAUAAUGAGGAUGAUGACACGAUAUAA